AUGGCAUUGAAGCGUCCCUUUGCUGUGCUCUUCCUCAGUUGCCUUACAACAAUGGUUAUGUUCUCAUUUACCCGUAUUUUCACCCUUUCUCCCUCGAUAAAUCUGUGGAAAAGUGAACAAAUUAUCUUGAAGCCUUCACCUGUCACAGUUCUCACUACUACUAUACCCAUUACUACCACUACGGAAAAGUGCUUGGAUUAUGAUGACAAGGUAUGGCUUGCAAUCAUUUCCGGGCAGUUACCGGAAUCGAAUCUUCCUCUAAAGUAG
Cercopithifilaria johnstoni is the source of this 267-nucleotide messenger RNA. The record is from the annotation of a GenBank genome assembly. NCBI's taxonomy places the organism in Eukaryota, Metazoa, Nematoda, Chromadorea, Rhabditida, Onchocercidae.